This is a messenger RNA of Chironomus riparius, 893 nucleotides long. The record is from the annotation of a GenBank genome assembly. Lineage: Eukaryota; Metazoa; Arthropoda; Insecta; Diptera; Chironomidae.
AUGUCAAGUGAACUUGAAAACUUAAGUGAUAUUUUAGAGUUACCUUUUGUAUUGUUUGGCGAGUCAAUAGAAGAAAUGCUCCCAGAAUCUCUUAGACCAACACUCAUUGAAGCAGUUUGUUUACCUUCAAUCAAUUCUUCGCUUCCGAAUAAUGAACUAUAUCAGAUGGAAAAUGCAUCAACUAACGAUAGAGAAUUUUUGGAUAUAUCGUACAAUAUUGGACCUGGAAUUAGCAGCUUAGAUAUAGAAAAUACACCAAUAGUUCCAAACUCUAUUAAAAGUAAUACAAUUAAAGAACAAAAUUGUAUUAAAAAUAAUACAAACGAUGUAGAUUCAAAUGCAAAUUUUAUAAAAUUAAUGAAUGCAGAGGAAGAACUUAAAGAAUUGGAAAAAGUAAAACAACGAUUAAGAAAUGAACAUCUUCAAUUGAAAAAGAAAAAUGAGGAAAUCAAAAGAGAAAUUAUCGAGUUUGUGAAAAUAAACAACAUCCAAUUCGAUGCAAAUAUCAUUAAGAAGAUUCUAAAACGGAAGAAUUUAGCAAAAAUCAAGUCAUUAACAAGUAUUUCAUCACCAGCACCAAGUCCAUCGACGUGCAGUUCUGAUAAUCCAAAAAAUUCCAGAGGUCGUCCAAACAAAGAACUAUAUAAAGCCACUAUAGAGCUUGAAGAAGUGAAACCAAAAUUGAAUCAAAAAGAGUUUAAAAUUGCAUCAAACAAUCUAGCAUCAAUCAAGUCUCGAAAGAAUAAAAACAAGAAACUAAAUGAAUUGUGUGCUGAAGAACAAAUGUUGACUGAAUUGAGAAAAGAUCUUAACAAAAAAUAUAGAAGAAAUAGGAAUGAGAUAACAAGAAUUAUGAAAUCAGCUAUUAAAAUUGCCAAUAAGCUAUAAUAUUG